ACUGGCUUAUCUCCUCUCCCUUCCCAGAGAACUUUGGCUGUUAAUUAUUUAUCAACAUACCCUUGCCUAACAUUUUCUCUUCUUGAUUUAGAUGCCAAGAAACUGAGAAAUGGUCAUGAAUUAGCUCUUACACCUCAGAAUAGUUGUAAUGUGUGGCACAUGAAUAUAGAAGUCCUUCCAGAAUGGAUGAAUUACAUUCUAGAAAAGGCACUAUAGACAAUCGGAAAACUGAAUCACCCUUUUUGUGGGGCCCGUUUGGGAGGCUUUAACUUCAGCAGCAGCCCAAAAUGUUCCUGUGGUUAAUUUGUAGCUGUACAUCUUUGCAAGAGCAGGACAGCUUACCAGCCUAUUGUAAUCAGACUAAUGAGACCAUCAUUAAAACACUUAUCACUUCAUAGAAUUCAGUCAGGGUUCGACAAAGAGAACACAUUUAAAAGUACAGGUGUUGCCUGGGAGAACAGAACAAGGUUUUUAAAUAUGGCCCAAAAUAAUGUUCCUGGAAGAUUAACUGAAGCUCUUUGCCUGGAGGUACGAUCAACCAGUUUUGAGACAAGGACUGAAAAACUGCACUUCAAAGCAUCUAAUCCAAAAUACUGUCUUUUUGUUCCCCAGUCUGUGAAUGACAGAUGCAGUAUAAGAGCUUUUCAUAGAAAAUCACAUAGUUUGGAUCUGAACAUCAGAGAGAAACUUGCCUUAUUGCCUACUUUAUAUGAAACACAUGGUAAGAUUCCUGCCUGCCACAGACUAAAUGAAACACAGCCUUUUGACCCUCAUGGCUUGUAUGUAGGUUCUAGUAAAAAUAGUCAUUCCUCUCCAGAUUCAUCCAGUUUUGAUGGUAAUGGGCUACUGCAAAGAUUUACAGUGCCUUCCUGUAAUACUCUAAGACAAAGAGAAGAAGAAUUUCAAUGUGGUUUAGAGGCUUCCAUUGUACAUUCUCACCAUAAUACUAUUGAUGAAUUGCCUUUCCGGAUGGACUUCCCUGUAGCUGUUAGUGGUGUGGAUGAACCUGGUGAAGAGGAGGAAGGCAUUUCAUCUAUUGGUUUCUUACAAUCUUCUGGUUUCUCCUUGGGUGCCAUUAACCAAAGGCUAAGCAAAAGAGAGAGAAACAAAUUAAAAAAUCUGAGAAGGAAGCAAAGAAGACAUCAAAGAUGGCUCCAGAAACAGACUUUGAAUAAUGAUGUGAGUACAGAUGAUGACAAUGAAUGUACAGAAGAAAAGGAAAGCUAUAUCUGUGCCGUGUGUCUGGAUGUUUAUUUCAACCCAUAUAUGUGCUACCCUUGCCACCACAUCUUCUGUGAACCUUGCCUCCGGACCCUGGCCAAAGACAACCCAACGAGCACACCCUGUCCAUUGUGUCGGACAAUCAUUUCUAGAGUCUUUUUCCAGACAGAUCUGAACAAUGCUACAAAAACAUACUUUACUAAGGAAUACUUGAAAAUAAAGCAAAGCUUUCAGAAAUCCAAUUCAGCAAAAUGGCCCCUUCCAAAUUGUAGAAAAGCAUUCCAUCUCUUUGGAGGUUUCCGUAGACGUGCAGAUCCAGUUACAAGGAGACAAUUUCCACAUGGUGCUCAUAGAAUGGAUUAUAUGCACUUUGAGGAUGACAGCCGUGCAUGGUGGUUUGACAUGGACAUGGUUAUCAUCUAUAUCUAUUCAGUAAACUGGGUCAUUGGAUUCAUUGUUUUCUGCUUUCUUUGCUAUUUUUUCUUUCCGUUUUAGGAAUUUUCACAUCUUAAUAAAGUUGAACAAUUAUAUAAAGCCUUGAUUAUGUAAAUACCAGUGACUUAAAGAAAAUAAGUCUUUUUAAAGUUUUCUGAAGUUUUUAUAUGUUACAGUAUAUUGAAUUAUUUGGUCUGUACAAAGCCUGGGAUUGAUAAACUACUUAUUGAUGUUUCUUAUGUCGAUAGCAGUAAGCUAUUUGAACUUAACUCAAAAUCAAGCCUAUUAGUAUAUAGCACAGCACAGUCAAUCCCAUAAUAGCUUUUAAUAUAUUUUGUUUGUAUUUUUGCAAUUAUCACCUUUCUUUCCAUAUUUUUCCUAUUUGAAAAGAUGCUUCCUCCUUUUGAAAAAAUUAAGUUUGGUACUGAAGCAUUGAUCUAGAUAGAGAAUAUUCUGUAUCAUUUUAACACAUAUACACACCAGUCAAUUUCUGAUUAUUUUUAGGCACACUAUCUUCCUUGAAAAGAAAUCACAUUUCUCAGAAACUAAGUCAGAAAUUAAGGAAGAAUGAAUUAUUUUGAACUUGAAGUUAUUCCUUCUCAUUCAUAUGGAUAACUGGAAGCUGGCAGUACCAUAAUAGGUUGUUUAAUAUGUCAUUUCAAGCACCAAAGAAGGAUAAAAGCAAGGAAUAUUGAAAUUAUUGCCUGCCAAUAAGAAGGAAAUAAAUGCCUCUUUUUAGGAAAAAACUCUUUAGGAGUUUUAGGAAACUCCUAGGUACAACUUUGUGACCUUAAGAAAUAAUUUGCUAAGUGAGCUUCAGUAUCCUAAUGGAGGAACACAUGGCCCCAGUUGACUAGCUUUACUGAGAUAAGUAAAACAUGUAAAACAUGUUAUUCACUGAUAGACUUCUUAGGACAAGGACUUGUUUAAAACAACAAAUAUUGAUUUUCCUUAUAUAAAUUAUGACAUUUCUCUCUAUACAUUAUUAUUAAUUCUGGAUAGAGUUUUAUGCCAACAUUGACAGCUUAGACAGUAUGAUUAUAAAUCCAUAUUCUCUAUUCUCAUAAAAAGAAAAAUUACAAUAACCCUUUUAUCAUCAACAUGUUGAUAUUGUUUGAAUGAAUAGAGUUUUAAUAAUCUUAGGGCUAUGAAAAUCAAUUUACCUUUAAUAGUCUUCUCUUGUGAAGGUUACUUCAUAUAAACUGUACUACUCAGUCCCAAAUUCUGAGAUUUUUCUUUUCAAAAAAGUAGCAUAAUAACCUGUAAUUUUUAACAGUUUCAAAAGCUUCAAAUGUUUUCUCAUUGCAGGCAGAUUUGAACCAGGUGUCUCUAUGAAGCUAAAAGACCUGAAUCACAAAGAAAGAAAGCUUGCACAUUUUAAGUCAUAAGAAUUGUGUUUGUGUGAAAUAGGACUCCUAGUUUAAAGCAUUUUUCCCUCCUAAGAUUUAUGUCUGAAAUAACCUAACAGGCUUAUUUCUGUUCUGGGUAGAUGGACCCAUUCAUAAGCUAGAAAUAAUAAUUAAUGACAGCACAGGAGCAUUGAAGAUGUUAAACCUGUGUUUUCAAUCUGCCUUAGCAAAAGAAAUGAGAAAAAAAGAAAGUUUAACAUAGUAUUUUAAAUGAAUACCACCCAUAUCUAGAUAGCCUUUAUUUUAUCAUUCUAUCCAGGCCCACCUAGCUUCAGUACAUUAUAAUAACUAUAUUUCAGCUCAACUACCUACCUAUUCAUCAACAUAGAUUGUAUGAAUAUUUGAUGUUUUUAAAAUAACAUAGAUUUAAUUUUUAAAUUAAUGUUUUAAUAUGUGUAGAUGAGGCAGCAUGUUAUAAUAAUUAGAUUGCUGGACAAAAAGGAAGCAAAACCUGUAUUCAGGUGCUGCCUCUGACAAGUUUGAUCAGCUCUGUCAAGGCACUAAACUCCUGUGUACCUUGGACAAUUUCCUAGGACGACUUAAGUAUAAAUUUUUAUUCUCAGUCUGUGGAGGAAUUUAUCCCAUUGGAUGUUCUCUACACUGAAAAAAAACAUCACAUGCUUCCUAUAUCAUAUAAUUUUGUAGAUAUGAACAAACAUUAUUAAUGUAUACUAAAUGAUUAAUUAUAUUACAUGGCACUUUCCCCCUAAUGAAUAUUUCACAUCUGUUAGCUCAUUUUCUCCUUGUACCAUCUGUAUAUAAUGCAGAAAUGAAAGAGGAAACCAAGGCAUGAAGAAAACUCUUUAGGACUUGUGUAAAGUCACACAUAGUAAGUCUGUAGUAAAACUGCUGACUAUUCAGACUACCUGACUUUCACCACAAUGUUCUUUCAGACCAUACUCAAUUAAAAGUAUUUUUUUUAAUUCUCAAUUUUAAUAUCUUCCAUGAAGUAGGGUUUUUCUUUCAUUCAUAGAAAUAAAAAAAAAGUUACUUAUGAAAAGCCCCCUGAAGAAUGCUGCUUGAUAGUUGUCUUUUAUUGGUGCUUAUCAACGUUUUGGAAAAUACUUUAAAAUAUUAGAUAUUUAAAAAAAAAUAAAUUGCAUUAAGUGAACUAAGUAGCAUGAUUUUAUUAAGAAUAAAUCAUGUUUUAGAAUAAAGUUGAUAUGCCUUGGGAACAAAUUUCUUACUACAAGUUAUUAUAGAACCCUAGGCAAUUCAGUAGAUAGAUGUCUUCCAGCCUUGGUUUCCUCACCUAUAAAAUGAGAGUGGCAAAUUGCAAAAAUUUCUGUUCUGUAAUGCACUUUGAGUCUAACAAUUUGUGUAAAUAAAUUAUUAGAACUUA
Messenger RNA from Antechinus flavipes (yellow-footed antechinus), 4407 nucleotides. It is a transcript of the gene RNF180, whose product is annotated as ring finger protein 180. Gene Ontology annotation, biological process: protein polyubiquitination; norepinephrine metabolic process; positive regulation of proteasomal ubiquitin-dependent protein catabolic process. The record is from RefSeq and is a predicted model, not a curated record. Gene Ontology annotation, cellular component: endoplasmic reticulum membrane. Gene Ontology annotation, molecular function: metal ion binding; ubiquitin protein ligase activity; ubiquitin conjugating enzyme binding. NCBI's taxonomy places the organism in Eukaryota, Metazoa, Chordata, Mammalia, Dasyuromorphia, Dasyuridae.